AUGGAAGCGGUCGGUCUAGCAGACGCGGCGCCUGCAGAAGACCUGGAGUCGAAAACCUCCAGGCCUCGACGAGACCGCAAGGCCAAUGCAGAGACGCAGAACGGUCUCCCAGUUUUCUGUCGAACUAGACACUUCAACAGAGCAACGGCUACGUAUUCGGUGCCGCUCUGGGACUUCACCUCUCGAUGGUUGCCUGAUGAGUUAAAGGCCCUCGAGCCCACAAAAUCAGUUCGGGGCUCUCGUUUUGAACCUCCUGGACGGACAGGAGAGGCUUCCGAGGACCAGAAUGAUACUGAGAUCGGAGGGGAGGAAAAGGAAAACCAGCCCGAAGAUCCGGGACCAGAGCUUCCAAGCGAGAGUGAGGAAAGCGAGGUUGCUUGGGAGGGGCAUUUGGGUGUGGAAAGCAGAGCCUGGGCCAGGGGUGUGGUCGAUGGGGCGCUUAUAUUGCUUCGACGACUGCAAUGCGGCUCAGAUCCUCCCUCAGCAUAUGGCCUGGGUGUUUGUGCGGCUUUGAUUCCACCCGAGACGCUUGCAGAAGGCAGUGAUCUGUCCUUGGACAGGCGUUUAGCAGAGAUUUUGCGGACCCGCUCCCCUCGGUGGGCUGUGUGUGCGUUGCGCAGUGGUCAUUUCGCCGGGGCCGUUUUCAACGGGCAAGAGGCCGUUAUCCACAAAGCGAUUCAUCGGUACACGGUCCGAGCAAAAGCUGGCGGAUCGCAGAGUGCGUGCGACAGCAGCAAGAAAGUGAAGAGUGUUGGCUCCUCCCUGCGCCGCUAUGGAGAGCAGCGGCUCGCAGAAGAAAUCAAAGAGCUGAUGACUGACAAGUGGGCGCAGCACUUAGCGGAGUGUGAAUUGGUUCUAGUAUCUGUUUCGAAGCGAAUGAGGCCGACCCUAGUUGGCACUGAGAAGGAGCCGUUUUUGCCCGACCCGCGGAAAGUCCGCAAGCUGCCUUUCAUGAUUGGCAAGCCAACUUUCGAAGCGGUACAAGCAGCCUACCUCCGGGCUGCUAGUGUUGUGUUCUGCGAAGAGGGCGUUGCAGAUGCAGUCACUGCAAGGUUCAGGCCGGCACCUGUCAGAACGGAAGAGCCUAAGCAGGCGGCGUCUCCUUCAGAAGAGAUAGCAGAAGAAGAACCAGUGGAAGCUCCGGCUGUCAAGUAUUCCGAGGAGGAUGACCCUCUCUUCUCGAGUCUGCAUGUGGCAGCCCAAAGCAAUGAUGUCAAGGCGAUCACCGAGGAACUGGAACAGGGUGCAGACCCGACUUCUCGCGACAGCAAGGGCCGAGUGCCGUACUAUCUAUGUGCGACAUCGCAGGCGCGAGAAGCCUUUCGAAAAUGGCGGGGCAGCAACGAAGAUGCAUGGGAUUGGGCAUCUGCGCAGGUGCCUGAAGGAAUCACAGAUGAGACGGAACAGCGCAAGAAAGACAAGGAGAAGGAAAAGAAAAAGAGGCAGAAGGAGAAGCAAAAGGCCAAUAAGGUCAAAGAGAAGGAAGAGGAGGAGGAGAGGCAAAGGAAGGAGGAGGAGGAGAGGAAGUUGUUGGAAGCUGCCCAAACCAAAUGUGACAUGUGUCAGACACCAGUGCUUUCGAAGCCUUUCACAAGGCUUGACUAUUUUUAUUGUUCUUCUGAAUGUGUCAAUUCUCACAGAAGACAGCUACAAGCAGAAGCUGCUCUCAAAAGGUUUGGAGGUUCCGGCUAG
Molecule: messenger RNA, 1692 nt
Organism: Symbiodinium sp. CCMP2592
Lineage: Eukaryota; Dinophyceae; Suessiales; Symbiodiniaceae
Source: the annotation of a GenBank genome assembly